CCUACAUCUAGUUUAGAUUUUUAUUCUAUAACUAUAUUCUACAUCUAUAUCCUAUAUAAUAUGACUAUAUUCUACAUCAAAAUGCUAUAUAUUUUCCCUGCUGUUCAACUGUAGGUGACCCCUAGUUAUUUUCAGGGUAGCUGAUAAACUGCACUGCUUGUUUAAUGUGGUCUGGGUGAAUAUGUUCCUUCUACUUUGCAUUUGACUCCAAGGAAGGAAGGAAGGAAGAGCUUGAACACCUUUGUUCUAGUUAUUAUCUUAAACUGCAGGCACAGAAGUUUCCACAGACUUUUUCUGUCACACCAGCUACCUCCUCUACAAACAACGCCCUGAGAGAAACAAAUUAUGAAUCUUAGAACAGCUGCAAGAGGCUUUGUAGCUUUCCUUCUGUCAUUACCAGACGCUCCAGAGACCCCCUCAGUGGGAGGGACUCCCCCUGGUGUAAUAAAGGAGGGCAGUUCAGUGAAUCUGACCUGCACCAGCGAGGCCAACCCAGUAGCAAAGUACUCCUGGACCAAGGUUCCUACAGAUCAUUCCCUCGGACACAGUGUCCAAGGACAACAGCUUUCCUUUCAUCCCAUCCAGUCUUCAGACUCUGGACAAUAUCUCUGCACAGCUGAGAAUGACCUAGGGAAAAUAAUAUCCUACCCAUUCUCUAUUGAUGUGAAAUACGCUCCAAAGACCCCCUCAGUGAGCGUGAGACCCCCUGGUGGAAUAAAGGAGGGAGGUUCAGUGACUCUGAGCUGCAGCAGUGAUGCCAACCCAGCAGCUGACUACACCUGGUUCAAGGACAACCAACCUCUGCUCUGGGAACCAAGUCAACCUUAUACCUUGGACCCAGUCAGCUCUAAAGACAGGGGAACGUACCACUGCCAAGCAGAGAACCAAUAUGGAUAUCUGGGCUCCAACUCGGUUUUCAUAGAUGUCCUGUACGCUCCAAAGACCCCCUCAGUGAGCGUGAGACCCCCUGGUGAAAUAAAGGAGGGAGGUUCAGUGACUCUGAGCUGCAGCAGUGAUGCCAACCCAGCAGCUAACUACACCUGGUUCAAGGACAACCAACCUCUGCCCUGGGAACCAAGGAGACCUUAUACCUUGGACCCAGUCCGCUCUAAAGACAGGGGAACGUACCGCUGCCACGCAGAGAACCAAUAUGGAUAUCUGGGCUCCAACUCGGUUUUCAUAGAUGUCCUGUACGCUCCAAAGACCCCCUCAGUGAGCGUGAGACCCCCUGGUGGAAUAAAGGAAGGCGGUUCAGUGACUCUGAGCUGCAGCAGUGAUGCCAACCCAGCAGCUGACCACACCUGGUUCAAGGACAACCAACCUCUGCUCUGGGAACCAAGUCAACCUUAUACCUUGGACCCAGUCAGCUCUAAAGACAGGGGAACGUACCACUGCCAAGCAGAGAACCAAUAUGGAUAUCUGGGCUCCAACUCGGUUUUCAUAGAUGUCCUGUACGCUCCAAAGACCCCCUCAGUGAGCGUGAGACCCCCUGGUGGAAUAAAGGAAGGCGGUUCAGUGACUCUGAGCUGCAGCAGUGAUGCCAACCCAGCAGCUGACUACACCUGGUUCAAGGACAACCAACCUCUGCUCUGGGAACCAAGUCAACCUUAUACCUUGGACCCAGUCAGCUCUAAAGACAGGGGAACGUACCACUGCCAAGCAGAGAACCAAUAUGGAUAUCUGGGCUCCAACUCGGUUUUCAUAGAUGUCCUGUACGCUCCAAAGACCCCCUCAGUGAGCGUGAGACCCCCUGGUGGAAUAAAGGAAGGCGGUUCAGUGACUCUGAGCUGCAGCAGUGAUGCCAACCCAGCAGCUGACUACACCUGGUUCAAGGACAACCAACCUCUGCUCUGGGAACCAAGUCAACCUUAUACCUUGGACCCAGUCAGCUCUAAAGACAGGGGAACGUACCACUGCCAAGCAGAGAACCAAUAUGGAUAUCUGGGCUCCAACUCGGUUUUCAUAGAUGUCCUGUACGCUCCAAAGACCCCCUCAGUGAGCGUGAGACCCCCUGGUGAAAUAAAGGAGGGAGGUUCAGUGACUCUGAGCUGCAGCAGUGAUGCCAACCCAGCAGCUAACUACACCUGGUUCAAGGACAACCAACCUCUGCCCUGGGAACCAAGGCGACCUUAUACCUUGGACCCAGUCAGCUCUAAAGACAGGGGAACGUACCGCUGCCAAGCAGAGAACCAAUAUGGAUAUCUGGGCUCCAACUCGGUUUUCAUAGAUGUCCUGUACGCUCCAAAGACCCCCUCAUUGAGCGUGAGACCCCCUGGUGAAAUAAAGGAGGGCGGUUCAGUGACUCUGAGCUGCAGCAGUGAUGCCAACCCAGCAGCUGACUACACCUGGUUCAGGGAACAUGGAGGCUCAGUGGGGGAAUUAGGAGAGAACUACACCAUCAGUAACAUCACAACUGAGCUUGGAGGAAAUCAUUACUGUGAAGCUCGUAAUGCAGUUGGACUUCAGAAUUCAACUUUGAUGUUCCUUAAUGUGACAGCCACAUCAUCAUCACCAUCAUCAGUGACUACAAUAACUGUGGCUAGAGGUACUGUUGCUGUUUUACUGGCCACCAUACUCCUCCUCAUCUUCCUCUGGAUGAGAAGAAAGAGGGCUUCUAGGAAAGCACGUGGCCAGGGAGGAAGGCCAGAUACCAGGCAGGAGUCUCCUCCGUGUCCUGUGUAUGACAACGUCUCAGCUCUGACCAAUCGCUCGGCUUCUGCAGCACAGAGAGAACCAAUAGAAGAGCAGGAUGACCCUCACUAUGCCAGCAUCCACAUCUCUCGCUCUAAGAACCAGGAAGUGCCUGGUGGGUUUGCUGGUGCUCUGGUAGAGUCUGAUCAUACAGAGCAGGUCCUUUACUCUGCCAUCAACCUUAAAAGACCCAAGGCUGUCCCUGACGACAGUAAACUGAUGUCAGAGUUGUAUACCACCAUCAAAUAUAUGUCCCAGAAAAUGCAUUAUUUUAAAAUAGAUUCAGCUUUAAAUGGGUUUUAAUACAAUUUCUAGCAAUACAAUUGUACGUUAUUGUCAUAAUCUUCGUUCAGCAUUUGUAUAGUUUGUUUUGUUUGUUAGUUACUAAGAAUAUUCUUCUCGCCAGAAAAAAAACGCUUGCUAUCAUAAUUGCUUUGUUGGAUGAUGUGGGAGCUGCUAUCACUGAUAACCAAACAUGGUUCACAUUUAUUUUAUUCUCAGUGGAAAAUGUAAUAUUACGUGUAUUUCGGCAUUAGGGUCAAGUGUGUUUGAAAACAUGUCUCGCGAGAAGUGUGCUUUUUAUUAUCAUAAUCUUCUUUCAGUGCUUGUAUAUGAUGUUUAGUGAGUAAGUUAAACUGCUUAUGGUGUUUUUCAUGCUUCCAGGCUAUGUUCUGUUUAAGAAAUAACCUAAAUGAUAUAUAAAAACACGUAUUUGAAAAAUGUGGAAACAUG
Molecule: messenger RNA, 3423 nt
Organism: Gadus morhua (Atlantic cod)
Lineage: Eukaryota; Metazoa; Chordata; Actinopteri; Gadiformes; Gadidae
Product: carcinoembryonic antigen-related cell adhesion molecule 5
Exons: 15
Coding region: 346-2994 (882 amino acids)
Source: RefSeq, a predicted model, not a curated record